Messenger RNA from Cyprinus carpio (common carp), 3183 nucleotides. RefSeq names its product ATP-dependent 6-phosphofructokinase, platelet type-like. NCBI's taxonomy places the organism in Eukaryota, Metazoa, Chordata, Actinopteri, Cypriniformes, Cyprinidae. The record is from RefSeq and is a predicted model, not a curated record. Gene Ontology annotation, cellular component: 6-phosphofructokinase complex; cytoplasm; membrane. Gene Ontology annotation, molecular function: identical protein binding; ATP binding; fructose-6-phosphate binding. Gene Ontology annotation, biological process: canonical glycolysis; fructose 6-phosphate metabolic process; fructose 1,6-bisphosphate metabolic process. The transcript has 24 exons. Bases 186 to 2693 code for a protein of 835 amino acids.
GUCAAUCCAGUAUGGGGCGGUCUGUGUGAGCCUACCGGACCGCGAGAGGCGCAGAAGCGCACGUCCGACACCGGAGGAGAAGUUGAUCGGCGGAGCCUUUUAUCCUCUCCAGCUUGCUUCGGAUUGCCCUUACCUCGCCGGAGAUUUAAAAGCAGUAUUCUGUUUUCAAAGACAUCUGUAGAAUAAUGCCGGACAACAAAAAAUUCAUCGAGAACCUGUCUGGAACAGGGAAGUGCAUUGGCGUCCUGACAAGUGGUGGAGAUGCUCAAGGUAUGAAUGCUGCUGUGAGGGCAGUGGUCAGAAUGGGAAUCUAUGUGGGAGCAAAAGUUUAUUUCAUCCAUGAGGGCUACCAGGGCAUGGUGGAUGGAGGUGACAACAUCAAAGAAGCAUCAUGGGAAAGUGUUUCCAGUAUGUUACAAGUGGGUGGCACCGUGAUUGGCAGCGCCCGCUGUAAGGAUUUUCGCACCCACGAGGGCCGUUUGCGUGCUGCUCUGAACCUGGUGCAGCGUGGCAUCACUAACUUGUGUGUGAUUGGUGGAGAUGGCAGUUUGACCGGGGCUAAUCUCUUCAGGGAGGAGUGGAGCGGACUGUUGGAUGAGCUUGUCCAAUCAGGUGAAAUCAGUGAAGAGGCUUCCCAAAUUCAUUCUGCAUUGCAUAUCGUUGGGAUGGUGGGCUCUAUAGACAAUGACUUCUGUGGGACAGAUAUGACCAUUGGCACUGACUCAGCACUGCACAGGAUCAUAGAGGUGGUGGACGCCAUAAUGACCACGGCACAAAGCCAUCAGAGGACCUUUGUGCUAGAGGUCAUGGGAAGACACUGCGGGUAUCUAGCAUUAGUCAGUGCUCUUGCAUGUGGAGCUGACUGGGUGCUGAUUCCAGAAAUGCCUCCCAAAGAUGGCUGGGAGGAACAGAUGUGUAAUAAACUAUCAGAGAAUCGUGCUGAUAAGAAACGGCUUAAUAUCAUCAUAGUAGCUGAAGGUGCAAUAGACCAAAGCAACAAACCCAUAACCACAGAACUUAUAAAAGAUCUGGUGGUGCGCUGUUUAGGGUUUGACACGCGGGUCACCAUUCUGGGACACGUCCAGAGAGGAGGAACCCCCUCUGCCUUUGACCGGAUUUUGGCGAGUCGUAUGGGAGUGGAAGCCGUCUUGGCCCUGUUAGAAGCGUCUCCUGGUACUCCAGCAUGUGUGGUGUCUCUGUGUGGGAACCAGGCUGUCAGGCUUCCUCUGAUGGAGUGCGUUCAGAUGACACAGGAGGUCCAGAAGGCCAUGGAUGAAAAGCGAUUUGAAGACGCUGUAAGGCUGCGUGGCAGAAGUUUUGAAAACAACCUGAACACUUAUAAACUUUUGUCUCAUCGAAAAAUUGACUCUGAACUUCCACAUAGCUCAUUUAAUGUGGCUGUGUUGAAUGUUGGGGCUCCUGCAGCUGGCAUGAAUGCAGCCGUGCGUUCGGCUGUCAGGGUCGGGAUCACCGAAGGCCACACUAUGUUUGCUGUUAGUGAUGGAUUUGAGGGCUUCUGUAAGGGACAGAUAAAAGAAAUCAAGUGGGGUGAUGUUGGGGGCUGGACAGGCCAGGGUGGGUCCCUUCUAGGAACAAAAAGAACUCUCCCAGCCAAGCACAUUGAUAAAAUUGCAGAACAGAUGAGGAUUCACAACAUCAACGCUUUACUGGUUAUUGGAGGUUUUGAGGCUUAUUUGGGGCUGAUGGAGCUGCAAGCAGCUCGUUCCAAACACGCAGAGUUUUGUGUUCCCAUGGUGAUGGUCCCGGCCACUGUGUCCAACAAUAUCCCCGGCUCAGACCUGAGCAUCGGGGCAGACACGGCUCUCAACGCCAUCACGGACGCCUUUGAGAGUUUGCUGCAGCUGUUCGAUGCCCGCAGCAGGUAUGAGGAGUUCUGCGUGCCCAUGUGCAUGCUGCCUGCCACCAUCAGUAAUAAUGUGUCCGGCACUGACCUCAGCAUUGGCGCUGACACUUCCCUCAAUGCCAUAGUGGAGACGUGUGAUCGUAUAAAGCAGUCGGCCAGUGGAACCAAGCGGCGCGUGUUCAUCAUUGAGACGAUGGGCGGUUACUGUGGUUACCUGGCGACGGUGGGCGCGCUGGCGGCUGGAGCGGAUGCAGCCUACAUCUAUGAAGAGCCGUUUGACAUCCGAGACCUACAGUCUAACGUCGAACAUUUAACUGAGAAGAUGAAGACCAGCAUCCAGAGAGGUUUAGUGCUCAGGAAUGAGAACUGCAGUGUGAACUACACCACUGACUUCAUCUACCAGCUGUACAGUGAAGAGGGCAAAGGAGUCUUUGACUGCAGGAAGAACGUCCUGGGACACAUGCAGCAGGGUGGUUCUCCUUCCCCGUUUGACAGGAACUUCGGCACUAAGAUCUCAGCUAAAGCCAUGCAGUGGAUCUCCAAGAAGCUCAAAGAGUGUUACAGAGAAGAUGACGGACAUGUGUUUGCGAACACAGAGGAUUCUGCGUGUUUGUUGGGGAUGCGGCGAAGGGCUCUGGUCUUUCAGCCCGUCAUACAGCUGAAGGAUGAGACGGAUUUUGUUCACAGGAUCCCGAAGGAACAGUGGUGGCUCCGACUGCGUCCGCUCAUGAAGAUUUUGGCCAAGUACAAGACCAGCUACGACGUGUCCGAUUCGGGCCAGCUUGAACACAUCAUCCGUCUGAGAACUAAAGACAUCUCUGCCAUUUAAAAGCAGCAGUCACGUAUAGGUUGUCUUGCAAGUAACAAUGUAUUUAUUGAAGGUGAAGACCUGUGAUUCCAUAGUCUUGACCUGAACACAUAAUCAUAUACAGUAUAUUUAAAACAGAUCACAUUAAACUGUAACCACAGACCUACAGCCACAAGAUCCUUUAAUAUAGUAGCUCAAUGUGUUGUGAUUGACAAUCCAUACGCUCAAGCAAUUAGCUAACUAUCCCUUUUAAAUGGGGCCAAGUGGUAUAUUUUGUGAAUAUGCAAGAUUUCCAUAUAUUUAUUCUAAUAGAGCUUAUUUUCAUUGAAUAUGGAGGUAUCUGUAUGAACGCACCACUGGCUUAUAAUGAUGUACUUUCACAAAUGCACCUUCUUUUAGUUGAAUUGGUGUCUGAAGGAGUUGUCCAAGUUGCUGUUCAGUGUUGUUUGUUAGUGCAGGCACUUCGUAUCAAAGCAGAUGUUGUGUGUGUUUGUGUAUGUGUGUGUGUGUA